Messenger RNA from Dermatophagoides pteronyssinus (European house dust mite), 1747 nucleotides. Its product is annotated as putative G-protein coupled receptor No9. The record is from RefSeq and is a predicted model, not a curated record. Gene Ontology annotation, biological process: G protein-coupled receptor signaling pathway. Lineage: Eukaryota; Metazoa; Arthropoda; Arachnida; Sarcoptiformes; Pyroglyphidae. Gene Ontology annotation, molecular function: G protein-coupled receptor activity. Gene Ontology annotation, cellular component: plasma membrane.
UUAAAAGAAAAAUUUAAUAAUGCAACAGUUAUAAUAUCAGUUAUAAUACUUGUAUUAAUCAAUAUAAUGGUUAUAUUUGGUAAUAUAUUAGUUAUAUUAAGUGUUUUUACAUCACAAAAAUUACGUACUGUAACAAAUUUUUUUAUUGUAUCAUUAGCAGUUGCUGAUUUUUUAGUCGGUAUUGCUGUUUUACCUUAUUCGCUUACAUUCGAGAUUCUAGACACGUGGAUAUUUGGUGAAGUUUGGUGUCAAGGAUGGCUUGUGAUUGAUGUUUGGAUGUGUACGGCAAGCAUAUUAAAUCUAUGUGCAAUAUCGGUCGAUCGUUAUUUAGCCGUUACAAGACCUGUUCGUUAUCGUAGCUUAAUGACUGCCAAAAGAGCAAAAUUUAUUAUUGCCUGUGUUUGGAUUAUAUCAUUUAUUAUUUGUUUUCCACCCCUUUUACUUGGUAAACAAGAAUCUUUUUCAACAAUACAACAACCGAAUAUUAAUAUAACCACCACCACCACCGCAUCAUCCUCAUCUUCAUCGAAUGAUUCUUUAACAUAUCAAUUUUCUUCAUCUUCGAUUCCGACCAAUUUUUCGUUAUCUUCUCCUUCUACGCCAUCUUUAUCUUCAAAUUCUUCAACGUGGUUUUCAGCAACAACAACAAGUGUUACAAAUGAAAAAGAGCCAUCGUCUUCCUUUGUAUUGGGCGCCAACAAUCAUGAAUCUCCAAAAACCGAAGAUUAUCUUUCUUCCACCAUUAAUAAUCAAAAUUUUUCAACAACAACAGCGAACAAAAUUAAUGAACGAAAUUCUUCUUCAGAUUUUGAAACAUCAUAUUUGAAACAACAACAACAACAACAACAUUGUAAACCACAAACCGUCCAAUGUGCUUUGUUUCGUAACAAAAGCUAUGUGAUAUAUUCAGCAUUAGGUUCAUUUUUUAUACCAAUGUUUGUUAUGAUAAUAUUAUAUUGGAAAAUAUAUUUAGUUGCAAUUCGUACAAGUCGUGCCUUGAAAAAAGGUUAUCGUAUAACAAAAGCUUCAUGUGAAGAAAAUCAAGAACGUUUAACAUUAAGAAUACAUCGUGGUUAUUGUGGUGGUGGUAGUGUACAAGAAGAUAGUUUACAUGAAAAACGUUCAUCAAUUGAUCAUCAUCAUGACCAACAACAACAACAACAUUGUCAACGAACAUCAUGGACAACAUCAUAUAAUCGUCAAUCAAAAACAAUUGAAACAGCAUUAACAACAUCAACAAAUGAUAAUCCAACAACAAUCAAUAAUAAUAAUAAUACUGUGAUAAUAACAAAUAAAUUAUUAUCACCACCAAAUCGUAUGAUAAUACGUAAUGGUAAUGGUGAUAAUAAUAAUAAUCGUCAUCAUCAUCAUUCAUCAAGCCAUUCACAUACAAGCAGUAUUCAAUCAGGUAGUAGUCCAUCAUCAUCACGUGAAGGUAGUGCACGUAGUAAUAAAUUAAUAACAACAACAACAACAACAACAAUUCCAUCAAGACAAUUAUCACAUCCAAGUAAACGUUCAACAAAAUAUCAAGCAAAACGUUUUCAUGCUGAAACAAAAGCAGCUAAAACUGUUGGUAUUAUUGUUGGUGGAUUUAUUGUUUGUUGGCUACCAUUUUUUAUCGUUUAUUUAACCAGAGCUUUUUGUGUUGAUUGUAUACCAGAUUUAUUAUUUAGUAUUUUUUUCUGGCUUGGUUAUUGUAAUUCAAUGAUUAAUCCAUGUAAGUAUUUAUGAUUUAUAUGAUUGA